GGAUGAAACUCUCAAAAGUCUUCUAAUAUUUACUACGAGGUUCAGCUACACGACACCCAAUAUAUUAAGGUUCCAACACUGGGAGCAGCUCCAUGUGUGGACAAGAUGGCGACUCAGGCGGCGGCCGCUCUGCUCGAUGAGUUGAUGGGAAGAGCCAGAAAUGUCCUGCCCGAGGAGAGAAAUCAACAGCUCAGUUGGGAUUCACCGGAUGUGUGCCGUCACUUCUUAGUCAAGUUCUGCCCUCAUGACCUCUUCACCAACACUAAAUCAGACCUCGGUCCUUGUGAGAAGAACAUUCACGAUGAGGACCUUAAGCGAGAAUUUGAAGCGUCAAAUUCCUAUCGCCGCACUGCCUUCGAAGAUGAAUUCGUCAGAUACGCUGAAUCUAUGCUCACCGAUGUUGAUAAAAGAAUAAGAAAAGGGAAGCAACGUCUGUCUCUAUCAGUUAAGGAAGCAUUGGAUAGCAGCACCACUGGUGAUGGACGUGUUGAUGAGCAACUGGAGCUUCUCUCUGAGAGAAUAACUGGGUUAGUCAGUGAAGCUGAACGUUUAGGGUCGGAAGGCAAUGUUGAAGAAGCACAAGGUUUGCUGAAGUUGUGUGAUCAACUGAGAGAAGAGAGAGACGCACUCCGUCGCAGUAGUGAAAACUCUGUAUGGCAUCAGGGUAGCCCUUAUCUCACUCAGGCAGCAGAGAUGGCUGCUUCCCAGGAGAAGCAAAUGGAAGUGUGUGAGGUGUGCGGUGCAUUCCUCAUCGUGGGUGACGCCCAGCAAAGAAUCGAUGAUCACCUCACGGGCAAACAGCACGUUGGGUUUGCCAAACUCCGCCAGGCCAUCCAGGAAAUCAGAGAUAGUCGUGAAAAGGCAAGAACAGAGCGCGAGCUACUACGCGAGAAGGAACGGGAGGAGAGACGUAAGGCAUUGCUAGAAGAAGAGAAACGCAAGGAAAAAGAAAGAGAAGAUAGACGGAAGAAAGAAGAAGAAAGAAAACGAAGGAGCCGGGAUAGAGAGCGCGACAGGGAGAGAAGGGAUCGUAGUAGAGAGAGAGACAGAGAGCGUGAAAGAACCAGAGACCGGGACAGAGAGCGCGACCGGAGGGAUCGACGUCAGUCUCGCAGCAGAGAGAGAAGACAAUCUCGUAGCAGAGAGAGGAGUUACAGAAGCUCUCACUCAAAGGACAGAGAUCGACGAGACAGGGACAGACAUCAUCGGUCUCAUAGCCGUGAUCACGAACGCAGAAGAUACAGGGAGGAGAAUGGACACGUACAACCCCGUGACUACUGAUGGCAACAGGGCUUAAGGGAGGAAGCCGAGAGGGAGACGCGGAGAGACGAGGUGGACGAACAGGGCAUGAGUGAAGGCUUAAGCAGUGAGUGAUCUCCGCUUGAGGAUUACCUUCUGGGAGCAAGCAAUGAAGACUCGGUCAAGCUACUUCUGCAGUACACUCUUAUCUUGGGACUGAACGAGCAGCGUAGUCUGACGGAGAACGAUGCAGAAUUUCAGGACGUGCCUUCAGCCUCGACUUUUUGUAGCCAGGUGAUCCCCCUCCUUUCACACUCCCCUCUCUGCCUCCCCCACUCGGCCUCUUCCCAGCCCUACCCAUCUUGACUUCCCUGAUGGGCAUUCAUAGGUUCAACAGUCUGAUUUUAUAAAUCAUGAGUUAGUGUAUAUUUUUUCCUCUUAGGUUUCAUUGUAUAAUUAUUACCAGAUACAGUACUGUGGUGAUGUUCUGGAACAGACAUUGUUUGAAUGACUGUAAAAUUUAUACAUUAUAUACAUACUGUAGUUUGCUUACAGUCUACACUAUGUGUACUUUUGAGAUGUUAAUGCUAGGGUGAUGAAACAUCUUUCCUGUUCAUCUUAGUUUAGGUGCGAUAACCUCUUCAAACAGAGUUGUGAUGCUGUUUAAGGAAGUUCGUUGGUUGUCCGGUCACAUUCCAUCAAUUAUCUCAUCUCUCCACUCUAGUAAGGUGAGAUAUUGUGAAUUGUGUCAAUAAAUGUGUAAAUUCUAA
Molecule: messenger RNA, 2009 nt
Organism: Homarus americanus (American lobster)
Lineage: Eukaryota; Metazoa; Arthropoda; Malacostraca; Decapoda; Nephropidae
Product: luc7-like protein 3
Exons: 11
Coding region: 106-1281 (391 amino acids)
Biological process (GO): mRNA splice site recognition
Cellular component (GO): U1 snRNP; U2-type prespliceosome
Molecular function (GO): mRNA binding
Source: RefSeq, a predicted model, not a curated record